GACUUACAUUUCAAAAGUAUGAACUGAACUGAAACAUCUCUUUUAAAAUCUCAAUAAUAGAGACAAUACAAACCUGAAUAUAGAGACAAUAUGAUGCUGAAUGGCCAUUGUGUCACUGCAGGUCACUCUGUUUGGCCUUCCAGAUUGACCUGCACAGUGGUGGAGCACUGACACAGCUCAUUUCCAAAAGCCACAUACACACACAUCGCCCCUCCCACAGGCCUUUCUGCCUUUCACCAUAUUUCCUGUGUGAUCUAAAGACAACCAGAGCCCAUUAAAGACAUUGAGUCAACUGGACAGCCAUCACAAUAUCAGAUACUUAUGGAGAUCAGUCACUUACGGUGCUGUGAAAAAUGAGGCCUGCUGUUUUGCUGAGGUGUUUUUGGGGAAUUUGCCUGUUAUCGACAGCACUUUCCCUGAAAAUCUGUGCUUUUAACGUCCAAAGCUUUGGGGAAGCAAAAUCCAAUAACAAAAAAGUUAUGGGGAUUUUGACCAAGAUCAUUUCCCGCUGUGACUUGAGUUUAAUUCAGGAGGUGCGUGACUCUAAAGGUGAAGCCGUUCCUGCACUGAUGAAGAUCCUGAACAGGUAUGACAAAUCUCACGUCUACUCACAUUUAGAGAGCAAGCGCCUGGGAAAGAAAACUUACAAGGAGCAGUAUGUGUACAUUUACAGAAAAGACAUGCUGCAGGUCCAAGACCAACUCUAUUACCCAGAGGAAGUGACCCAGGAGGACUCUAACGACACGCAGGUUUUCUCCAGACAACCUUUCAUCAUUCGCAUCCACUCCCCCACCACUCUGGUGAAAAACUUUGUCAUCAUUGGUCAUCACACAUGUCCUACCAAAGCCAUGAAGGAGAUGGAGGAACUGUAUGGAGUUUUCCAGUUCAUCAAAAAGAAGUGGAGAACAGAGAAUGUGAUGCUGCUGGGAGAUCUGAAUGCUGACUGUGGAUAUGUGACCAUUAAAGGCCUGAAGAACCUCAGGCUGAGGAACGACCCAAAAUUCAGCUGGCUGAUUACAAACGAGCAGGACACUACAGUGCGGGAAAAAACGCACUGUGCUUAUGACAGGAUAAUUGUACAUGGCAAAGAACUGAUUUCCGGGAUUGUGCCAGAGUCUGCUCAACCCUUCAACUUCAAAUAUGAGUUCAGUUUAACUGAACAAGAGGCUUUGGAAGUCAGUGACCACUAUCCAAUAGAGGUUGACCUGAAGCCAAGUCAUCACUACCUUCUCCGGCAUGAGCUCUGAAAGGACAAUGAACUGCAUAAAUACAUAUCAGCGCCCAGUGUGCUGUUGUUCCACUGUAUUACAUUAUAUUAAUUUAAUCAAAUUAAUAAAUACAGAAUAUUGUUAUGGUUUAA
This is a messenger RNA of Astyanax mexicanus (Mexican tetra), 1360 nucleotides long. It is a transcript of the gene dnase1l1l, whose product is annotated as deoxyribonuclease I-like 1-like. The transcript is spliced from 9 exons. Gene Ontology annotation, molecular function: DNA nuclease activity. Gene Ontology annotation, biological process: DNA catabolic process. The record is from RefSeq and is a predicted model, not a curated record. Gene Ontology annotation, cellular component: nucleus. NCBI's taxonomy places the organism in Eukaryota, Metazoa, Chordata, Actinopteri, Characiformes, Acestrorhamphidae. The coding region runs from base 354 to 1247 and encodes 297 amino acids.